Messenger RNA from Eptesicus fuscus (big brown bat), 802 nucleotides. RefSeq names its product sperm-tail PG-rich repeat containing 4 (gene STPG4). The transcript has 7 exons. Gene Ontology annotation, molecular function: chromatin binding; histone binding. Gene Ontology annotation, biological process: epigenetic programing of male pronucleus. The coding region runs from base 41 to 664 and encodes 207 amino acids. Gene Ontology annotation, cellular component: female pronucleus; male pronucleus; germinal vesicle. The record is from RefSeq and is a predicted model, not a curated record. Lineage: Eukaryota; Metazoa; Chordata; Mammalia; Chiroptera; Vespertilionidae.
ACAGGACUCCAGUCUUGGCCUUGGCACUGCGGAGGUCGCAAUGGACCAGCCAGAUAAGGCCGUCACUUCUACCCCAAAACCAAUCCGGAAGCGAUCAUCUUUUGAAAGAGAAGGAUGGUGGAGAGUAGCAUUAACAAAUACUCCUAUCCCUGGCACUUACCACUUGAAAACGUUUAUUGAAGAAUCCCUAUUAAAUCCAGUGGCAGCAACCUACAAUUUUAAAAAUGAAGGAAGGAAAAAACCACCUCUUGUGCAAAGAAACAAUCCAGUACUAACGGACCUUCCCCCGUACAUGCCUCCCGACUUCUUGGACUUGUUGAAGAAGCAGGCGGCAACUUACUCAUUUAAAGACCAACCGCGGUCAAGCCCCAGCUCACUGGUUUACAAAGAUCAGUCAGUUAAGCUUUCACCAGGACAAUACAAUCUACUUCCUGCACCAGUUCCCAAGUAUGCUUCCAGGAGCUUCGUAUUUCGUUCUACAGUUCAAAGAUUUCCGUCAUCCUACUUCACUCCUCGUGAAGGCCCAGGACCAGGUCAUUAUGACUUGAAAAUACCUUCAGCAAGUUCCGUUACUUCUUGUUUUCGAUCCAAAGUACCUCGAUUCUUGCCCGCCUGUUCGGCAACUCUUCAUGGAAGCCAAGGACAACCAGAAGCUUGCUGGUGACCGUGAAAUCAGGGCUGGGGGGUGGAGCCAGAUGUUCUCAAGGUCUCAGAACCAUCAUCGGCAGCCUCCUGAGGGGUGGUCUUGGUGGGCGGGGGGUGGGGGAGCCGUGCAGGCCCACAAACCUAUUCUGUGGGCCGG